AAAUUGGAGCCAAGCAUUAGGGACUGGAUAUAGGGACAAGGCCAGACUGAAGGAUAGUUCAGGCUCCUGGAACAAGCCUUUGCCUUCCUUGUAUCCCAAAGCCUCUCAGCCUUUGGAGAAAAUGAAGAAACAGGACUGGAAUUCAUUCAGCAACACAGAGGGCUUGGUGACCUUCAAAAUGGUCCUAAACAGCCUUUGCUUUAUGCUUCUCCUUCUCACUGUGUUCUUGCCCUAUUGGCUGAAGAUUCAAGUGUCUCAUACCAAUCUCUACAUGGGCUUAUGGAAGGCUUGUGGGGACAAAAUGUGUGAGGACAUUCUGAAUUCAGUCUUAAUUAAGGUAGUUCAAGUGCUGAUGGGCAUAGCCAUUGUAACAGGCUUCCUGGCUUUCAUGGACAUCUUCCUGAUACUGAUCAAUGUAGUGAAUGAUACGACAUUCUAUUACCUUUCCUCUGCCCUGUGCAGCUUUGUCACUGCCUUACUGGGCCUUGUUGCCCAGAUCAUCUUCAUGAUCAGCAUACAAGUGAUUUCUAUCCAUAGCACCAAUCACCUUAUCUUCGAAUGGGGCUUCUACCUAGGCUGGGGCACUUCCACAUUGUACCUCCUGAGUGGCUCUCUGAUACUGGUGAGGAGGUACAUGAAAACAGUGAAGUCAAGAACCAGCCCUAUGACCAAGUCAAUCCAAGAACCCAAGUCAACCUCCAGCUGAAGUCAGCUCCUGCCCUUCUUUCCUGGACCGGACCUUCUGCAGCUCUUCUCUCUCUCUCUCUCUCUCUCUCUCUCUCUCUCUUUCUCUGUGUGUGUGUGUGUGUGUGUUUAAAGCCUCUCAGGUACUGGCUCUGACUUUGCCUCUGGGGAACCCUUCCUCCAUUUUAACAUCUUUUGCCUCCAGGACCCCUUCCUCUUUGUUCCCAUUCUUCCCAUGAAUCCCCUGGGCUCUACUCUCUGUGUAUGGUGGGGGAGGGAGGAGGGAGAAGUGACCUGAAGUAGUUUCCAAGCCACCCUGGUUUUCCAGCUAAGAAAUCAUUUGUAUAAACAAAAACAGUGAAUAACCAAGUAAACAGACAAACAAACAGUCUGAGCAGUGGCAUCUUUGGGAAAUAAAUGGAACCUUUGGCUGGCAUCCUAGACAUUUCAGGUCCCAAAGCCCAUAUAAUCUUGGGGAUCCUGGCCUCCCAAGCCUCCUGGGGCCUAGGUGUCUAUGUUCCAGUACCUUUGGCCCCAGGAGUUCUAGUUCCCAGUUCCCCACUGUGUAUCUGUCCCACAUUGCCUUAGGCUUCCCAGUGCCAACCUCUUUUGGGGGGACCCAAGUGUCUGCCUCCAACCUCUAUUCACUUCAGGGAUCUAGGUAUCUAGUCACACCACUCCCUCCCCAGGACAGAACCAAAAAGGGCUUAGUGAGUCAGCUUUACCAAGCCUGUGCUGUUACUAGCCACAUCCUCUCCUACCCACGUCCUGGUGAAUGCCACUGUUUUUUUUCUUUUUUUUAAACCUUCUCAUACCACCUCCAGGAUACCUCUUCUCUUUCAGGGAAUAGGAGGAAGAGGCCUCUCCCCUUAACACCCUAUACACUCCUCA
Phascolarctos cinereus (koala) is the source of this 1575-nucleotide messenger RNA. The record is from RefSeq and is a predicted model, not a curated record. Lineage: Eukaryota; Metazoa; Chordata; Mammalia; Diprotodontia; Phascolarctidae.